Molecule: messenger RNA, 2575 nt
Organism: Trifolium pratense (red clover)
Lineage: Eukaryota; Viridiplantae; Streptophyta; Magnoliopsida; Fabales; Fabaceae
Product: glucan endo-1,3-beta-glucosidase 5
Exons: 2
Coding region: 1062-2501 (479 amino acids)
Biological process (GO): carbohydrate metabolic process
Cellular component (GO): plasma membrane
Molecular function (GO): hydrolase activity, hydrolyzing O-glycosyl compounds
Source: RefSeq, a predicted model, not a curated record
ACCACAAAAUCUAUACUCAAUAGGAAAUCUAUAAACAGCCUGUUUUUAUUCACAAAUUUGUCACACCGCUCCAAUAUUAUAUUAAUAUAGUAACUGAUUUUGGUAAGAAUACAUAUAUUUUUUUUGAAAACUGGUAUUUGAUUUUAAGACUGACUAAUUUGAGGAGAUCAGUUUCAUUGUCACUUGUGGUGACCCCAUUUAAAGCUAGAGUUCUUGCUUUGUAUGGACCAGUCAAACAAAAUUGGUACCAGAACGAAUUGAACCUGAGAGCUUCAUACUCGAAAGACUCAAAGCCAACACCACUACCCAAGAGUUUUGUAAGAAUCGAUAUUAAAAUUCCUUUUGAGUUAAGUCAUCUUUAUAAGUGUGUCUCCGAUCGUAGAGUAGCUAUAUUUUUUUUCUCGAACAUGCCCAGUGCCCACUGUGCUGUGCUGAGCAUGCUUGUCUGCACACUUCAUCCAAAGGAAAAGUAAAAAUAAUUUUAUAAAGUAAAAAAAUCAACCAUUAACCAUUCAAAUAAUCCAAUAAUACUCUCCCUCUCUAUCUACUAUGUCCAUAUCUCUCCACUGUUUUGCUGAAGCAGCUGAAAAAAGCACAUAACAACAAAAUAGGUUCCUCCCAUCCAAAGAGAUCUGUUUUUCCUUUUUCUUCUCUUUCUGGUUUUUUUCACAGCCUUUUAAAAAUCCUUCAACUUUUGUUUCUUUUUGAGAAUUUCCAUUUGAGUCCUUCUCAUAUUUUCCUUCAGUUACUUUUGAUUCUACUAUUCCAUCACUGUCUCACCUAGUUAUUACAGUAUCUUCUAAAUUUCUAUUCAGUCUUUACUUCAACUAUUAUUCAAUUUCUUUUUUUUGUUUCCCAGAAAACAUCCCUUUGAUUUCCUAGGAAUAAAUCCACAAAUUUUGUCAAAAACCCAUGAAUAAAAAGUCACCUUUUAGCUUUAUAUGCAAAACCCAGUAAUAAAAAAGCAUUCUUUACCUUCAUAUUGGUUACAAAGUUAGUAAAGUUUUGAUUUUUAAGUUGUUCUUGAUAUCUAGCUAUCUGGUUAUCUUGGUUUCACAUUCAUGGAGUUGAAGGAAGGUGGAAAAUUUACUAUGUGUUUUGUUGUUCUUAUUUUCUUUGAUACAUCAUUGUUGGAAGUUGGUGGAAUUGGAGUAAAUUGGGGAACACAAUCAACACACCCUUUACCACCAUCUACUGUGGUGAAAAUGCUAAAGGACAAUGGUAUUCAAAAAGUUAAACUUUUUGAUGCUGAUCCUAAUAUUCUUGAUGCUUUGAAGAAAUCUGGGAUUCAGGUUAUGGUUGGUAUACCAAAUGAUUUGCUUUAUACUAUGGCUAAUAGUUUUCAAGCAGCUCAAAAAUGGGUUGCUAAGAAUGUUUCAGCACAUGUUUCAUCUGGUGGAGUAGAUAUCAGGUAUGUCGCUGUGGGAAACGAACCUUUUUUGUCGACUUACAACGGCACCUUCGAAUCCACAACAUUCCCUGCUCUUCAAAAUAUCCAAUCAGCUCUUGUAAAAGCUGGUUUGGGAAAUUCAGUCAAAGUCACUGUCCCUUCGAAUGCCGAUGUGUAUGAGAGCCUAUCAAGUAACCCUUCCGAUGGCGACUUCAGGGCAAACAUCCGUGGUCUCAUGAUUCAGAUUGUCAAGUUCUUGAGUCAGAACAAUGCUCCAUUUACAGUGAACAUUUAUCCUUUUAUCAGUCUUUAUGAAGAUCCCAAUUUUCCUACCGACUUUGCAUUUUUCAACGGUUUUAGUGCGCCUUUAAACGACAACGGAAAGAUCUACGACAAUGUCUUUGAUGCUAACUACGAUACUCUAGUAUCGGCAUUGAACAAGAACGGUUUCGGUAACAUGCCUAUAAUUGUAGGAGAAAUUGGUUGGCCUACAGACGGAGACAGAAACGGAAAUCUUCAACUCGCACAACGUUUUAACCAAGGCUUCAUGACUCGGUUUAUUGCUGGAAAGGGGACUCCAAUGAGACCUGGUCCGCUAGACGCAUACCUGUUUAGUUUAGUAGACGAAGACAACAAAAGCAUUCAGCCUGGUAACUUUGAACGACAUUGGGGAUUGUUUUACUUUGACGGACGACCAAAAUAUCAGCUCAGCAUUGGAUCAAGAAUCACUGGAUUAGUAGGUGCUACCGGAGUAGCACAUCUUCCCAAAAAGUGGUGUAUUUUGAAACCCUCGGCGAACCUGAACAGUGAUCAAGUUGCGCCAAGUGUGUCUUAUGCUUGUCAGAAUGCAGAUUGCACUAGUCUUGGGUAUGGCACUUCGUGCGGCGGUUUAGAUGUUCGCGGUAAUAUCUCAUAUGCGUUUAAUAGCUACUAUCAGGUGAAUGAUCAGGUCGAUGGUGCUUGCAAAUUUCCCGGUCUUUCCACUGUUACUGACAGAGAUCCUUCAACCCCAGAUUGCACAUUCCAAAUCAUGAUCCAGACUGAUUCUGCUGGAAAAAUGGGGUCUCUUAGAAUAAUACAGUUUGUAUUUCUUUUUCUUGUUUUUCUAUAAUCAAACUUUAAUAUAAAGAUUCUGGAUUUUUUAUUUAUUUUGGAUAAAGUAAACUGUGUAUUUUGAUUAUCAUA